AUGGACUAUUCAUCACCGCAGUUCAUGAUUGCAGCUGCUGUGUUAAUCAUUGGCUCUUACUCUUCCUUCCUAAUCUACUGGUUGGUUUUGCAAGGAAUAUCAUUUCGCCGAAACCUCAAUGAAAUUCGCAAAGCAACAACUCCUGAAGAACUCAUUGUUCAACUGUUCCGUCAUGUCAGUACUGAACGAUCUGAUUUCUAUCUCAUGACAUACUAA
This is a messenger RNA of Auanema sp. JU1783, 216 nucleotides long. Lineage: Eukaryota; Metazoa; Nematoda; Chromadorea; Rhabditida; Rhabditidae. The record is from the annotation of a GenBank genome assembly.